UCGCGAUGGAAACGGCGUGGCGGAACGCUGAAUGCGUCACGUCGCUCUACGACUGCCUUCGCGACCUCGAGCUACGCAACGCCGAGCUCGAGGCCGAGGUGCUGCAGUGGCGCGAGACGAGCAAGGCGGCGCGGACGUCGGAUGCGACGGCCAGCGUCGACCUCUCCCGCGUGCUGCGCGAGCGCGACGAGUGGCGAGAGCGCUGCGAGGCGCUAGAAAAUACAUCCCGCCGCCUCGAGUCCAAGCUCUCGACAAUAUGCAAGGAGCAUGCCGAGCAGAUUGCCAAAUGGAAGGAGCGCACGGUGUUUGACCCAAACGAGCCCAAGCGCAUCGCGCUCUGCAUGACGUCGCUGCAAAAGACGUUGGACGCGCGCCUCGAAGAGAACGAAGCGAUGGUCCAGCGCCUCCGUACGGCGCACGCGCAGCAAAAGACGCUGGUCGAAGACAACCACGCGCUUCGGGACCGGCUCGCUGAGCACGUGGCGUUCGUCGAGCACCACCGCCGGCAUCUGCUUCGGUCGCUCGUGGAUCGACAGCACCGGUCGUGGAUCCAUGCUGCUUGGUGCACAUGGCUUCGGCGCCAUUGGCAGACGCAGCUGCGCGACGACAUUCAAGCCCGAGACGCGACGACCGAGGCACUCGCAGAGGCCGAGCGCGCGACGCGGGAGACUCAUUACGUGGCCUGCCUUCGGCGCAAACAGGCGCGCCGUUGCGCACAAAGCAGCUUGGCUGCGUGGCAACAGCACGUGAUGCGGCUUCGUCAGGCGCGUGUCAACGUGAUCGCCCGGUGGCGCACACUCAACCGGCGCACGCUAGAAAGCUCGUUUCAGUGCUGGCGCGCUUCGCAGCACCGCCUGCGCGUGCUUCGGCGCGUACUCACCCGCAGCGAUCGGCGCUCUGUACAGCGCGCCCUCCAACGCUGGCGUCACACGCAGUACGAAGACGCGUCGGCAGCCAAGGACGCCCGCGUCGCCGAGCUUCAAGCAGCACUAACAGAUGCCGAGGCCCAGCACGAACGCACCCAAAGAGAGCUUGAGGACGCGGCCGCCCGCAUUGCCUCCUGUGAAGAAACGCUCGAUACGCUGGCCGUGGCCACGGACCGCGAGCGGCUCGCCGAGGUUGCGCGACACAACGUGCUCACACAGCGGCUUGCGGACGAGCGCUGGCAGACGCUGCACGUUCGGCGGCUCCAAGACGUAUUGCGGGUGUGGCGAUGUUGCACCAAGCAGCGCGCGCGCCUCCGCGCCUGCGAGAUGCAAUGGCGCCGGCGCCAAGCACAGUACGCGCUCCACCUGUGGCAUAAGCGCGCUCGACUCCGACGCUACUGCGAACCACUCUACUGGCACCUUGUGACGCGCCGACUUUUGCGGCACACGCGUCUCUGCUUUGACGCUUGGAAGUCGAAGGCGGUGCACACAAAACACCGCCGCCAACGUGUGGCGACACUGGUUCGCCGCCGAGCGACCGCCACGUACCUUUGUCCGUCCUAUUCGCACUGGUGUGCGUACGUGAUGCAGCGCUGUUCGCGUCGAAGUCUUCUCGUGCGUCUCGCGCAGCGCAAGUGCCGCCGACUUUCCCAGCUGGCCGUUCACCGCUGGGUGCUGCAUCGAGCCGCCUGCGAGAAGCGGGGCGACCGAGUGCGCGCCCUGCUGUUGCAAGUAAUUGCGCAGGAGGACCACGUGCGGCAGUACAACGCGUACCACCGAUGGGCGGCAUUCACUGCCCAUCGGCAGUGCGUCCGCCAGUUUACAGAACAGCAGGCGCGGCGGUCUGCUCGACACGUCGUCCAGCGCACCUGGUGUACAUGGCGACAGUAUCUGAGCCACAAAGAACGUCAGCGUGAUGAACUGCGGCGUACCGUGGUGAUGUACAGCGUCCGACGACCGCUGUGCGCGGGCUGGAUGCAUUGGCGGCAGAUCCAUGUUCAGCUCCAACUGCACGAACAGCAUUUAGAGGACGUCGCGCGGCGCGACGCUGCCACGGCCUCGCUCCGCGCGUCCCUCGCGCUCGCCGAGGGUGACGUAGUCGCUGCCCACGCCGCCAUCGCGGCACUUCAGACCGAGAUGGCAUCGAUCGCGGCAGACGGUGCGGCCUCGGCGACGACGGCUGCUACCUUGACACAGCGCUUAGCGACGCUCGAGAACUGUCUCAUGGCGCGCGAAGAAGCGACGCAGCACCACCUUGCUUGUGCGAGGCACGACCACGGGCGCAUGACCAUGUGUCUGGAAGACUAUGCGAUGCGGCUGUGGCAAGCGCACGACGCGUCUGCGCAAUGGCAAUCGAUGCAUGCGUUGGCAACACGUGCGCACACGAGCACGAUCGAGCAGCUCGAGACCGUUCAAGACCAGUUGGUUGCGACUGUCGCCCGCAAAGCGCUGCAAAUCUGGCUGCAAAAGUCGAGUGUGUUUGUGUUCAACCGCUGGAAGACCUUUGUUAAACAGCGCCGGUCGUGUGCCGAUCGAAUGCGCUCCAUACUGCGUCUAUGCCACAUCAACGUUCUCCAGCGCACCUUUGGUUGCUGGAAGGAGCUUCGCCUCCGCCGCAAGCGGCAAGCGGCCAUCCUCGGCCGGUGGCAGUCGCUCCACGCGACGUCGCUGCUGCGGUCCACGUACAAGGCCUGGGUAUACAAUGUCAAGUGCGCCAAGUACCUCGGCCACUUGGUGCGUACGCUGGGUAGCGCCUUUCAGCAUACGUCGCUCCGCCAUCUCUUCUCGGUCUGGCACGCGUGGAUGGCUGAGCGAAAAACCGUACGCCGCGCGCUACAGAUCAUUGCCGCCUACCGACUUCGUGAGGCCCUUGAUGCAUGGAGCGCAACGGCCGAGCGCCUUGGCGCGCAGCGCUACGCGGCGCAGCUCGCGCUCGGCGCUGCGACGCUCCAGAAGGCGUAUGCAGCAGCCUUGCAACACUACUGGUUUGGCUCGUGGGUCGACCACGCGAUGAAGCUCAAGCACGACCGGCUCUUGUUGCUACGCUGUGCGGCCCGUCUUCGUCAUCUAAGUGUCGGGCGGCCGUUCAAUACGUGGCGUGACCACGGCCACGAACGACGUGCGCGUCGGUCCAGUUGCGACCGACUUGGUCGUGUCGUCCACAACCAUUGGUGCCGCGCGGCCUACAGUCGUUGGCGCCAGCAGUGGCUUCUCGGCUUGCAGCGCGACCGGACCGCCGCGAUCCUUCACGCACAGCGUCUCCAGCACGACCUCGACACCUUGAAGCAGAGAGCGCAGUCGGCCCAACAUCGAGCUUCCCAUUUGCAAGCACAGCAGGUUGCUGCCUUGGUGGCGCGGGCGUCGCGCAACGUAAUGCGCUCUGCGUUCAUCGCGUGGCGUACUCUGCACGAGGUGCAAAAAGCGCGGCAUGCACGUGUGCAGCAUGGCCUUCGCCGUUGCCAUCAGCAGCAUGUCGCACAAACAUGGCGUGCGUGGCACCACUGGGCAUCCCAGCGCCAGGUGUACCGCACGCACUUGACUGUCCAGACUCUGCGAUGUCGCCAGCUCUCUGCGCUUCGUCGGUGGCGGCGGCGUCUCGCCGAGACCCAACGAGAAAUUGCGUUCUGUGUCAUUGCCGACGCAUUCGUGGUCACUCGCAGACUGCAGCAGGCAUGGCGCGGAUGGCUCGCAGCUCGCGCCCACGACGUGCGCGCCAGAGACGUCCUCUUGUCGGUGCUGCGUCGCUGGGAGACGACCCAAGUGGACUGCUUCUUUCGUCGGUGGCACCAGACACGCAUAGCGAUCGCGACAUUUGAGAGGCGGCGCGCGGCGCUGCAGAGGCGGCAGAUACGGCAGCACCUGCAGCGCUGCUUAAUAGCGUGGGUCCACUGCACGCACGACCGCCGCGUGCGGCAGCGCCAGUAUACUGCUGCUGAUGGCUUGUGCCAGCGACGUACCUUUCAGCGCUGGCGCCAAGCUGCGUACAAACGUGGCUACGUGCGCUACCUCUUAUGUCGCGUCGAGCGCCGGAACUACCGGUCCGCCUGGGUGCUUUGGCUCCGCGGGAUGGCCGCGGCCGAUGUGGCACAGCUGCACGCCACUGUCGCGGCAUUGGAAACCGAGCUCGCGCGCGUGCAGACAUCCUCGACUGCGGCCUCCGCCGACCUGGCAGCGUCGCUCGACAUUCACGAAGCCACUGCCAAGUCGCUGCAAGUCGCGUUGCGCGAGCGUUCUGCGAGCUUGGCGGCGUAUGUUGACAAGACCCGGCACGUCCAGCACCUCGGACGGUGCUUGCGCGCGUGGUUGCAGCUUGUUCACUGCCGCGUGCAAGCCGCUGCCACCACCGUGGCGUUCUUCCAGCGCCGACGAGCAGAUCAUAUCCGAUCGAUCGCGUUAGAGUCGUGGCGUGUCCGUGUCAAGCGGCGUCAGCGACGUUGUCGACUCACAAGCAAGUUUCAAGCGCGGUACCUCACACGCGCGGUCGCCCAGUGGCACAAACAGACUACGACAAAGCUCGUCCUACGGCGCGUCAUGACGUGUCUGAUGCGACGCGGGCUCGGGUUGAAGCGCCUCGCGUGGCGUCAUUGGCUGCUGAUCGUUGUUGUCCGUCGCUUGGCCUUGACGCACGCGACGGUGUUGGACCGCGAACGCCGUCUCUCGAUGGACGCUGGCCUGCACGCCUCGGUGGCCGCCAACCGGGACGUGAUCACGUGGAAGCGCAAGUGGGCCAUCUCGCUCGUCAUCUCGCGAAUGCGCUGGAGCCGGCGCUGUCGGCAAAUGGCAAGCUUCCAGCAGUGGCAGCACGCAACAUCCAAGGUCGCGUGGCAGGCGCAGACUCGUCGCGCGAGCCAGCGUCGCGAGUCGACGUUUGGUGUCGAGCUGCAGGCAGCCCUUGCAUCGGCCAGCGCGGCGCAUGUUCACGCCACCGAAGCGCUUGUGGCGCCGCUUCGGACACUGUUGCACAUUCUCUUUCGCGCCAAGUCGAUUGAGGCGCUUCUCGACGGCGUCGCAGCAUGUGCUCUUCCCCACACGACCGGCUUCCUGUGGCUUGCCAACCCUACCAACGACGAGCUGUGGUCCAAGGCCAACGAUGCAGUCGUUGCCGUGCCAAGUCACAUGGGCAUCGCAGGACGUGUGUUUACGUCCGGAGCAGUCUUUCGAUCGACCGACGUGGCCGCUGACCGGACCUUUCACCCCAUGGUCGACGAGUGUGUGCUUGCUCCUUUGCUGCGUCGAGCUACCGCCCCUCGUGAGCCGCUCCGACUUGUCUGCGUCCCCAUUCAAUCGCAGAAAGGACCGGCACUGGGUGUCGUGCAGAUGGCGUGCGCUGCGUCCGCGUCCGCGACAGACAUGUUCGUGCUGUGCCAUGCCGCGGCUUUUGCCAUCGAGUGCAUCUUGACCGACGCAUUGAAACACGCUACAAAAGAGGCGACCAGCGGUGCUGCCAUCACGCGCGCCAAGCUCACCAAGACCUUCAAGCAACACCGCAACUGGAGGAUCUACUACACGGACUUGGCCCGUCGGUUCUCGGCGCUGCAAGCCGACCACGCAGCACUAGAGGCCGCCAAAGCCUUGUGUGACGACGACGUCGCGUCGCUCCAGCACCGCAUCGCCACCGCCGAGCGCCGACACCGCGCCGCGGAGUCCGAGCUGCACGAGCACAUUGCAGCCAAGCAGACGCAGCUGCAGGAGAAGAUCUCGGCAUUGGAAUCCGCGCUGAUUGCGCGGGAGGACGCGGUGGUCGACCUUCGUCAUGACGUGGAGGCCAAAAGCGCCAAGUUGCGUCAGUACAAGGCCGCACUGCAGAGCUAUCGGGUCCGCGCUCGGAGCGAAGCGCCGCCGACGCAAGACGACGGCAGCAGUAUGCAGCGGGCGGCGGAGAUCUCGAAUUUGCGCAACCAGCUCGGACGAGCCCAAGCCGACGCGCAGUUCUUAGCGAAAGCGAUAGCCCACGCGAUGCUGCACGACGGAUGCCUCCCACGCUCCAUGGAGGCCGAAGUGCUUCGCAUUUGCUCGGCGCAAACUGCGUAAACCGCAGUGAACUAUCCAAAUUACUAUCAAUUUAUCAACUACCUAUCGA
Saprolegnia diclina VS20 is the source of this 6006-nucleotide messenger RNA. RefSeq lists its product as hypothetical. The record is from RefSeq and is a predicted model, not a curated record. Bases 6 to 5957 code for a protein of 1983 amino acids. The transcript has 11 exons. Lineage: Eukaryota; Oomycota; Saprolegniomycetes; Saprolegniales; Saprolegniaceae.